Molecule: messenger RNA, 2394 nt
Organism: Labeo rohita (rohu)
Lineage: Eukaryota; Metazoa; Chordata; Actinopteri; Cypriniformes; Cyprinidae
Product: C-X-C chemokine receptor type 1-like
Exons: 2
Coding region: 1138-2265 (375 amino acids)
Biological process (GO): neutrophil chemotaxis; G protein-coupled receptor signaling pathway; immune response
Cellular component (GO): membrane
Molecular function (GO): C-X-C chemokine receptor activity
Source: RefSeq, a predicted model, not a curated record
UUGGGCUGAACUACCGGCACCCUCCGGGACGAUUGUUUCAUGUUGGUGACAGGGUUUAUCUUUCCACCCGCAAUAUUAACUUAAAGACGGACUCUAAGAAACUCACUGCUCGGUUCAUAGGACCUUACAAGAUCACUCAUCGAUUAAACCCUGUCACCUUCAGGCUCCAGCUGCCCCCCUCCCUCCGGAUCCACCCUGUAUUCCAUCAGUCCCAACUCAAACAUGUCUUUUUCUCUCCUCUGUCUCCCCAGGUCACCGCCCCACCUCCGCCCCGGAUCAUUGACGGUGGUCCUGCGUACACCGUCCGGCGAAUCCUCGAUUCGCGACCCCGUGGCCGUGGCACCCAGUACCUUGUCGACUGGGAAGGUUACGGUCCGGAGGAGCGGUCUUGGGUUCCCGGGCGGUUCAUCUUGGAUCCAGCUCUCAUCCAGGACUACCGUCGUCGGGUAUCCUCCAUCCCGGGACCGUCCGGUGCCGGUCCUGGAGGGGGGGGUACUGUCACACGUACCAGAUCACGUGAGGUCACGAGGUCCCGGAAGUAACAUCACGCAGGUAUUUAAACAGGAAGCAGGUGUUGUCUAGCACCAGACAUUGAGUUUUCGAUGCGAGACUCAUUCUCCGGUCCCUACUCUUCAUCGGCUCACGUGAGUAAUCUCUCUGCUCUUCGGAGCGUUUAUCUACCUGUCUGUGUGCGUGUGGGAACGCGGAUUUCUUGGUGGAAAUCUCAACUCCGUGUUGGAGCGUUCUCAGAACAAACUGCGUGGUUAACCUGCUCACUCGUGUGUAUCCGCGUUUGAGUUUUCCGCUGCGCUACACGGGGACAUAUCUCGAUCAUUCAUCUCUGUUCUCGCCUCCGUGACAUAUACAUUUAGAUAUAGGCAUACCACUCAUGAAUGUAGGUAAGCACACAAAUGACAUGAAAAAUGAUAAGAAUAUAAGGCAUACUGUACUUCCCAUGCGUGCUACAUUUUAAUGGUUGUGCAACUGUGGUACUGAUCAUAUCCAGAUAAUGCUCUACCUCAAGUUUUUCGAUUAUUCACACAGGAAGGAAAGAGAAAGAGUAGCAGAAUCAUACCAGAAAGCUGAGAAAGUAUCAAGUAAUUUGAGUGGUCCCUAAACCCAGAUAGGCAGAUCUGAAUGCUGUUAAUCUGCAGCAAAAUCAACAAAGCAAAAAGUUGGCAGUCAAACAUCUUUAAUAUGGAAGCUACUACUCCAGAUUUCACAUACCCUGAAUUGGUGACUCCCUGUCCAGUCAGCAUGCAGUAUAUGAACAGCACGGUUUUGGUCUUAGUUUACAUAAUAAUCUUUUCCCUGAGCUUGCUGGAAAACACAGUGGUGAUCUUUGUGGUGUUUUCCAUGAAGAACCGCAGGACGUCUACUGACAUUUACCUGAUGCACCUGGCCAUCGCUGACCUGUUCUUUUCUUUGACGCUCCCUUUCUGGGCCGCCUACUUUCACGCUGGCCAUUGGAUGUUCAGCACAGUUAUGUGCAAGCUGGUUUCAGGCUUGCAGGAAGCUACAUUUUACUGCUGCGUCUUUCUGCUGGCAUGCAUUAGUGUUAAUCGCUACCUGGCUAUUGUAAAAACAACCCAAUUUCUCACUCAAAAACGGCAUCUGGUUGGUAUAGUGUGUGCAAUGGUGUGGCUAUGCGCCAUUAUGUUAUCCAUUCCAGUUAUACUGCACCGUGAGGCUUUCCCACAUCAUUUUUUAGAGGAUACACCAUUGCACAUAUGCCAUGACAGUCUGCCCGCAGACAACAUUGACAGCUGGAGGGUAGGUUUGCGAAUUAUCCACCACACUUUGGGAUUCUUCCUGCCAUUCACCAUCAUGAUGUACUGCUACGGCUCUACAGUGUGCCACUUGCGCAACAGCCAAAAGCAAAAGGCCAUGUGGAUCCUGUGCAUCGUGUUGGCUUUUAUCAUAUGCUGGUUGCCCAUUAAUGUCACAGAGUUCAUAGACAACCUGAUGCGAGCCGAGCAGUUGAUGGAAACGUGUGAGCAGAGAGACAGAAUAGACGUGGCCUUGCACAUCACACAGGUGAUGUCUUUCUCUCACUGUGCGAUAAACCCCAUCCUGUAUGCCUUUACUCAGAAGAAAUUCCGCAACGAGCUCCUGACAUCGCUCUUUAAGAAAGGCCUGUUGAGGAGAGACACGUUUUUCAAGUAUCGUGUGGAAUCUGUUCAUAGCUCUGAAAGCACUAGGCAAAUGAUCAGCAGUCCUUCUCCUCAACCAGGAGAUUUUACCCCUCGAGGACCACACCAGUGAGCUGUUGAUUGUGCUAUAUAUAUGUUAUGUAUAUAUGUGUAUAUGUGCUAUAUAUAUAUAUAUAAGACGCCUGCAUUUAUUUGAUCCAAAAUACAGCAAAGGCAGUAAUACUGUAAAAUAUUUUUACUA